Messenger RNA from Caenorhabditis angaria, 2034 nucleotides. Lineage: Eukaryota; Metazoa; Nematoda; Chromadorea; Rhabditida; Rhabditidae. The record is from the annotation of a GenBank genome assembly.
AUGACACAUAAAAAAGAGGAGAACGACGAAGAAUGGUUGAAUGUAAAAUACGAGGAGGAAAUAUUCAUUCAAGAGAUUAUGCAGAAUAAUCGUAAAUUCGUGGAUAUGGGAGCACAAAUUUAUAAAAAGUUCAAUAGCUCAGAAAAUAUGACAUUCAUAGAAGCCCGAAUUAAAAUACUCCGCAUUGCCUGCAAAAUUGAUUAUUUGAGUCGAAUGAUUUCUGCAAAAGGUCAACUACCAAUGAAAGAAUUAUAUGAAAAUGUUCGAUGUCAAUUUGAAUCCGAAGAACAUCUCGAAAAGUUUAUCAUUGAAAUGUGUCCCAUUUUCCUCUACUUUCCCGGCCGACAAAAUCCAAGAAAUACAUCUGAUGGUUUCAGAAAAUUAGUAUUUGAAUUAGCGCGAAUUUUGAGAUCAGGGUUUCCUGUAAAUGAAGAAAAUAUUGAAAAUAUGUGAGUUUUUUUUGAGAACGUACGUGCACGUAUGAAAUUUUAUUUAUUUUCAGAAUUCAACAAAUUCAUCCAGAUGUUGAAGUAAAUAAAGGAACUUUUGGAAGGCACGAAUUUUAUUUGGACUUCAAAAGUCUUAAAAGUUUAGCCGCCCAAGUACAUUGGUUCAAAUAUGGUGAGUAUUUUUUGAAUGAAUUUGGAGCUCUACAUUUUGCUCCUCAAAAAUGUGAUCAAUUUCUAAGUUAAUUCUGAAAACGCCCACCAAAAAACCAUUAAAAUUCCAGAUUCAAAAUCAAAAAGUCUGCAACUAACCCCAGAAUCAGAAGAUUCUCUAAUUCUAUCAAUCGAUAUUCUCCGACCGCGAAAUAUUUUAAAACGCGACGCGAGUCGAUUAUUUUGCUGCAAUGCUGUUGUAACUAAAAGUUAUACUUAUUAUCUGAAAGUGGGUUUGACUUCAUCAAAAAAAGAAAUAAAAAUUAUUUUGAAUUUUUUAAGGCAAGAAUUGUGGGCGCGAAUAAAUUAUCAGGAUAUGGCGCAUAUAUUUUAUCAAUGUUCCAAGAUGGAAAUGAAGCUGCACUAAUUGGAUUCAACAUACCAGCUAAAACUUAUAUAAGUGUAAUUGGACAACUAACUCCUAACGAAGCUUGCCAAAUAACAGUCCGAUCAAUAACUUCAAGUAUAAUUGGUCAAAAAAUGUUCGAAACUGAUCCAACAUUUUGGGGAGAUCGAAAUGAUUUGAAAAUGGUUUAUACUAGUUCUCCUGAUAAGAUUAAAGAUGAAGAAACAGAAGUUGUUGAAAAACCAGAAUUCAAAAUUCCUAGUAUUCAAGAACUGUGUGAUAUUUAUGAAGAAGAAAUGAAGAUGCAAAAAAUCAGAGAAGCUUCGAGAAAACUUGAAGAAUCUGGAGCAUAUAACACUGAAAACUUGUUUCGAGAAUUAGAAAGACAAUGUUGGACAGCUGAUGUUAAAUGUGAUGAUUGGAUUGAAAAACAUAACGAUGUUGUACAAAAAUCGAAGAAUAAAAAAGGACAAAAGGAAUUAUUAUUUUUGAGACCAAAGCCUUAUCGAUUAACAAUGGAUUUUGAAUCCAAGGAAGAACUCGAAAAUUAUCUGGUAAAUUUUUGAGGAAAGAUUUCUCGAAAAUGUUGAUCCUUGACCAAAUUUCACAGAAAGUUUCUUUGGAAAAAAGUUAUCAGCGAAAGUUUUUUCUAUAUUUAAUUUUUCUGAUUUGUAGGUUGAAACUUCAAUUUUGAAAAUACUUUCAAAAAAAAAUCACAUUUCAAAGUUUUAAAACUGAAAAAAUUUUUAAUUGUGAAGGAAAUUCGGUUUAGAUUUACAUUUUUUUCAGUUAUUUUGGAUUUAGAGUUCGAAAAUUAAGUAAAAAUCUAAUUUGAUAGAAAUCACUUCGAUUUUGAUAUAAAUUUCCGUAAGUCUAACUCAACGAGUGUUUGCCACGUCAUCAUUUUUAUCUAAAAUUUUCAGGACAAAUUUCAAGAAAAAGUUACCCUAACUCCGUUUUUUUCGUAAUCCCUAUCUAAUAAAUGUUCAUUUUCAGGUUUCCAAUUCUCCUUCUACUUGCCACAACUAA